This is a messenger RNA of Vanessa atalanta (red admiral), 1545 nucleotides long. RefSeq lists its product as uncharacterized. NCBI's taxonomy places the organism in Eukaryota, Metazoa, Arthropoda, Insecta, Lepidoptera, Nymphalidae. Bases 252 to 1346 code for a protein of 364 amino acids. The record is from RefSeq and is a predicted model, not a curated record. The transcript has a single exon. Gene Ontology annotation, molecular function: nucleic acid binding. Gene Ontology annotation, biological process: DNA integration.
UUAAGCUUCUUUGUAUUGUGGCUCAACAACAAUCAUUUCCUAUAGAAUAUGACUUUCUGGUAAAGGCGAAGGAUCUCAGUUCUAAGUCCAAAUUACUUUCUUUUUCGCCAUUUUUAGAUGAGGAUAAGGUAAUAAGGGUUGGCGGUCGACUGGAUAAUUCUAAUUACUCAUUCGAAAGGAAACAUCCAAUUUUAUUGCAUUCCGCGCACCAUUUAACUAAGUUAUAUUUUGAAAAAGAACAUUUAAAAAAUAUGCACGCUGGCCCUCAGUUAUUAUUAGCUUGUGUAAGAGAAACUGUAUGGGCUAUUGGCGGUAGGCAGUUAGCUAGGCGCACUGUUAAUAGAUGUGUAGUCUGCAGGCGUGUUCGUGGUAGCACGCUCAAUCCUAAAAUGGGAAUAUUACCAGCGCAAAGAGUAAAUCCUGAUUUUCCCUUUUUGUCGGUUGGUAUUGACUUUGCAGGUCCAUUUUAUAUAGUUAAUAGGAAAGGGCGUGGCAGUAGACUACUUAAAUGUUAUAUGUGCCUUUUUAUUUGCUUAAGAUACAAAUGUAUUCACCUAGAAGCAGUUAGCGACUUGUCAAAGGAUGCGUUUAUUAUGACACUGAAAAGAUUUAUUAGUCGUCGUGGUAGGCCAGCAGAGAUAUUCUGCGAUAACGGACGUAAUUUCGUUGCAGCAGCUAAAGAAUUAACUGAUUUCUUAAAACGUAAUGAGGAUUCUUUUAGCCAUUUUGCCAAUCAAGAAAAAAUUAAAUUUCAUUUUACGCCAACAUACGCUCCUCACUUCGGAGGCAUUUGGGAGGCCGGUGUAAAGUCUGCCAAAUUUCAUUUAAGACGUGUAAUAGGAAAUUGUCACUUAACGUUCGAAGAAAUAUUAACGUUAUUCGCUCAAGUAGAGUCAAUUUUGAAUAGUCGUCCUCUUUAUCCUUUGUCAUCCUCCCCUGAUGAUUUCCUAUCUUUGACUCCUGGCCACUUUUUAAUUGGAAGAGCCUUAAACGCACUGCCGUCAAAAUCUCUAGACAGUAUUAAGGAAACAAAUUUGCGGAGAUACGAAAGGCUUGAAAGGAUCCGUCAACACUUUUGGAACAGAUGGCAGAAGGAGUAUGUGGCUGAAUUACAGCAAAGAACCAAAUGGAAAACCAAUUUGGGCAAACUGAAGAUCGGAGAUUUAGUUCUUCUCCAAGAGGAUCACGUACCUCCAUUGAACUGGCGACUUGGUCGGGUUAAAAGAUUAUUUCCAGGUCCAGAUAAAAUCCCACGCGUCGCCGAUGUCGAUACGAUAAGAGGAUGUGUACGACGUCCAUUGGUUCGUCUCUGCCCUAUUCUAGCGGAGGAAGAAUUUCAUGGUUGAAAGAUACCUUUCAACGAGGCGGGAUGAUGUUCCGAAUUACAACGCCAGCGAGUAAUUCGUUGCUAUUAGUUUUAAUCAGGCGAUUCAUAAAUUCAUAUAUAAUAUUUAAAAGUACCUACAUUGCUCUCUCACAAAACGUUGCAUCUCAGAUAGCAUUGGCUCGCAUCGAAAUUAUUGUAAAAACUGUAAUAAAGCAGUA